This is a messenger RNA of Nematocida major, 498 nucleotides long. RefSeq lists its product as uncharacterized. The record is from RefSeq and is a predicted model, not a curated record. Bases 1 to 498 code for a protein of 165 amino acids. The transcript has a single exon. Lineage: Eukaryota; Fungi; Microsporidia.
AUGAGAUGGCGCAAGUUCGUGCGAAGCUCUAGCGAGCCAAAGGAAGAGUGGUCUGCCCCAGAGACGCUUAUGGACCGCAUAACCGCAACAGAGAAUGCCUGCUACUUUACAAUUGAAAAAACAAAGCACGCUCUCCCGAUCCAGGACGUAAUACGGGUGACUCCAGCGCAGGACACGCCCUCAGAAUAUCUCAUCAACAACAGCAGGAUAGCGAUCAUCUUCAAAGACACAGGAAAAAUCCGGAAGUUUUUCUACAUACCCGCAGUCAUACCCGAAACUCUCACAUACUAUGGGGCUGGGCUCGUGGCAGGCAUCUCCAAGACCCGGGAAGAAGUCAUUUCCUUCACAGUGGGGGGCCCUGGCGCAGACACUGAGUUCUCAGUCUGCAAUUACGCAGUGGCAGUGCGCCUGGACAACUGCAUAGAGAUGCACGCAUGCCCAGAGGGCCUGAAAGUCCUGCACGAGGAGGGAGUCUGCGUCCUGAGGGCAGAGGAGUGA